AUGAAGAAAUUUUAUGGGCGGUCACUGGGCUUACGCACAUUGUGCGAAACGAGAUGGAACUCCAUGCAGGGAUGUUUCGCGUCUCUAUUACGUGUACAGUCCGCUCUCGAAAUGCUCUACCGGCAUGACCUUAAAAUUGCUGAAGCUGUAAUUUCGCCACUAUCAUACGCUUCCUAUAGGUUACAGCGUGAUGAGAACACCGUCGGAGACGUGGUCCUGUCGUACCGCGACAUCUUUAAAGGAUUUUCUAGACAUGGCGACGAGCUCGUCAAAUGCGUCGAAGAACGGUGGAGGGAGUGCGAACAACCGCUUUUUAUGCUUGGAUUUGCUCUUCACCCGACCUACGCGGAUGAAGCACGCACACUACCAAAUACUUCCAUCUCUGGUGUUGAAGAUGUUGGUGUUCUCAGAAGUGAUAUGUUUGCUUGGAUGCAACGCAAGUUCACGAGGACGAGACCAAGCGAAUUCAAAGGGUCGGUUUCGGAAUACUGGACAUAUGUUGCUGUGCAAAAGCCCGAAAAGACUUUUUAG
This is a messenger RNA of Phytophthora infestans T30-4, 531 nucleotides long. RefSeq lists its product as uncharacterized. Bases 1 to 531 code for a protein of 176 amino acids. The record is from RefSeq and is a predicted model, not a curated record. The transcript is spliced from 4 exons. NCBI's taxonomy places the organism in Eukaryota, Oomycota, Peronosporomycetes, Peronosporales, Peronosporaceae.